CCAAGAGCUGAAGUUGUUUCCCUUGGUUUGAUUGUGACUUUGCUAAAAAAUGACCACUUUUGUAUUAUUAGGAAUUAUUGAUGAGCCAUGUAGUUCCUUGCAAAUUAAUUGGUCAUCAAAUAAAAUAGGUGGACACCCCGAUUGGAUAAUACCUCAAACAAGCCCAUCAUGUUCAGAAUGUAAUAAACCAAUGGUACUUGUUGUACAACUUUACUGUCCUUUAGAUGGUUCAGUAUACCACAGGACACUAUAUGCAUUUACAUGUGUCAACUGUAAGGGCAAUAAAUGGACAGUUAUACGUCAACAAACACAGAGCAAAAUUGAAAGUAAAGCAAUAGCAAAAAAGGUAUCAUCUACUAAAAUUGAUAAUGAUUGGGGCGUUAAAACAGAUGAUUGGGGAACUGAUAUGGAUGAUUGGGGCGUUGAAACAGAUAAUUGGGGAACCGAUGCAAAAGAUUGGGGAGGAGAAUCUAACCUAAAUGGCCUAUCUGAUAACACAUUGGACACAGAACAAGUAGAUUCAAAUAACACUGAGUCAUUUGCUGAUAAAAGCAAUGAAGAAUGCUUAAGAAGCAAUAUGGAUUAUGAUCCUCAGUUAGUAACUUGCUCAGACUUAAACAUACCUUCAAAAUCAAGCUUUUUAGCGAAUAACACUGGUAGCAUGAACAAUGAUGAAGAAGAAUUAGUAACAGGAUUAUCAAAUAUAGAAGUUGAUGGUACUGAGAAUUCUAUGAAUGUCAUAGUAGAAGAUGAUAUGGUUGAUACUGACCGAUUAAAUGAGGUGAUGUCAGUUAUAAAAGAGACAGCUAACAGCCAUGUGAAUCCUUUACCCAGCCAACUGUGUUUGCUUUCAUUUUAUGUCAGUGUUUUGGAGGAACCAGAAGAUAGCUUGGAUUCAGCAGAGGAAAAACAUAUAAAACAGUUACUAAAAAGUUAUGAGAGGGAGCAAGGAGCUGUUGAUGACGAGGUGCAGGCAAGAGGCAAUACCGGUAGUAGUGCUGGUGAAAAAUAUGAGAAAGCAACUCAUGUUGAUAAUUAUUUUCAUAAAUUUUCCAAGAGAAUAGGAAGAUAUUCAUCACAGAUAAUCAGAUAUAAUUGGAAUGGAAGCCCCCUGUAUAUCAGCAAACCGGAUACAGACUUAUUUAAAGCAUCACAAGGAAAAUGCCACAGUUGUGGUAGUGAACUUGUAUAUGAGUUUCAAAUAAUGCCAGGACUAAUAACCAAACUUAGUUUCAACAAAAAAAAAGGCACUGGUAUAGAAUAUGGAACAGUAGUUAUAUACACAUGUAAAGCAAGUUGUUGGACUGAGUCAAAUAACUGUCAUACUGAACAUGUAUUUAUACAGUCAGAUCCUGACCAGCAUUUGUUGAAAUAAUUGUAUAAUAAAACCAUCUGAUGAGAUAA
Messenger RNA from Mytilus californianus (California mussel), 1404 nucleotides. Its product is annotated as programmed cell death protein 2-like. The record is from RefSeq and is a predicted model, not a curated record. NCBI's taxonomy places the organism in Eukaryota, Metazoa, Mollusca, Bivalvia, Mytilida, Mytilidae. The transcript has 6 exons. Gene Ontology annotation, cellular component: cytoplasm. Bases 50 to 1375 code for a protein of 441 amino acids.